UUUGAAACCGGCCCUUGGGCAGAAUCGCAGCGACGGUGAAUAUUAUAUUCAAAAUAGGUAAACUUUGUUGCUUUGGUCACAAGUCGGAAGUCAUAGCACAGGCCCAAAUCCUCUUAUCUUGUUGAAGAACACAGGAAGAGGAAGAGGAAGAGGAAGAGGAAGAAAAUGGCAACACCCAUAGCUGGGGUGGGUCUCUCUUGGCCUUCGAAGUCAUCUCGCCGACCCUUUUCGAAUCCUUCUCGAUCUUCUCGUUCUUCUGUGAAAAUGGCCGUCUCAGUUGAAGAGAAGAAGAAGAAUUUCUCUAUUCAGAAGUCAGAGGAAGCCUUCGAUGCCGCCAAGGAGCUGAUGCCUGGAGGUGUAAAUUCUCCUGUGCGUGCAUUCAAAUCCGUUGGUGGACAACCUAUUGUGAUUGAUUCCGUCAAGGGCUCCCACAUGUGGGACAUAGAUGGCAAUGAGUAUGUUGACUAUGUUGGUUCCUGGGGGCCAGCAAUAAUUGGUCAUGCAGAUGAUGAGGUACUUGCAGCUUUGGCUGAGACAAUGAAGAAAGGAACCAGCUUUGGUGCUCCUUGUUUACUAGAAAAUGUUCUAGCCGAGAUGGUAAUAUCAGCUGUUCCAAGCAUAGAAAUGGUUCGGUUUGUCAAUUCAGGCACAGAAGCAUGCAUGGGUGUCCUCCGCCUUGCCCGUGCUUUCACUAGACGGGAGAAGAUCAUCAAAUUUGAGGGUUGCUACCAUGGCCAUGCUGAUCCAUUCCUUGUUAAGGCAGGUAGUGGGGUUGCCACCCUUGGGCUUCCUGAUUCCCCUGGCGUCCCCAGAGGAGCGACUUACAAUACUCUAACUUCCCCCUUCAAUGACAUUUCAACUGUUGAAAAUCUAUUUUCUACUCACAAAGGAGAGAUUGCUGGAGUUAUCCUUGAACCUGUGGUUGGGAACUCUGGUUUCAUUCCUCCCAAACCCGAGUUCCUUAAUGCUCUCCAUAGUAUCACUAGGGAAAACGGUGCCCUUCUCAUCUUUGAUGAAGUUAUGACUGGGUUCCGUUUGUCUUAUGGUGGAGCUCAGGAGUAUUUUGGCAUGACCCCUGAUUUAACUACGCUUGGAAAGAUUAUUGGUGGAGGUCUUCCUGUUGGUGCAUAUGGAGGAAGGAGAGAGAUCAUGGAGAUGGUGGCACCUGCUGGACCAAUGUACCAGGCUGGGACCUUGAGUGGAAACCCAUUGGCAAUGACUGCUGGAAUCCAAACGCUUAAGCGGCUAAAAGAGCCAGGAACUUAUGAAUACCUGAGUAAGAUCACGAGUGAGCUUGUUCAGGGCAUAGUGGAUUCUGGGAAAAGGGCUGGGCAUGCCAUAUGCGGUGGUUAUAUAGGUGGCAUGUUUGGGUUUUUCUUCACAGAGGGUCCUGUUUACAACUUUGGGGAUGCCAAGAAGUGUGACACUGCAAAGUUUGCAAGGUUUUAUUGGGGAAUGCUGGAGGAAGGUGUUUAUUUUGCUCCUUCGCAAUUUGAGGCUGGGUUUACUAGCUUGGCACAUAGUGCAGACGAUAUCCAACACACAAUAGCAGCAGCUGAGAAAGUUUUCCGAAAGAUUUAGAACUCCAAUCUUGAGAAUGCUGGCAUUUACACCUUAUUUAGUCCCCCAUUCUCUUUUCUUCCUUAGGCAUGGUUGUCUUUUUGGUAGGUGAGUUCGUGUGGGCUGUGUUGUGGGUUUUCCUCUUGAAAUUUUGUAUGUGUAUUAUCCAAAUUUUUACAUCUCAUUGACCUAAUUUUAUUGUUUUUUCUUGUU
This is a messenger RNA of Malania oleifera, 1773 nucleotides long. Its product is annotated as glutamate-1-semialdehyde 2,1-aminomutase, chloroplastic-like. The coding region runs from base 166 to 1581 and encodes 471 amino acids. NCBI's taxonomy places the organism in Eukaryota, Viridiplantae, Streptophyta, Magnoliopsida, Santalales, Ximeniaceae. Gene Ontology annotation, cellular component: chloroplast. Gene Ontology annotation, biological process: tetrapyrrole biosynthetic process. The record is from RefSeq and is a predicted model, not a curated record. The transcript has 3 exons. Gene Ontology annotation, molecular function: pyridoxal phosphate binding; glutamate-1-semialdehyde 2,1-aminomutase activity; transaminase activity.